This is a messenger RNA of Nanorana parkeri, 1575 nucleotides long. Its product is annotated as DNA-directed RNA polymerase II subunit RPB1-like. The transcript has 2 exons. Lineage: Eukaryota; Metazoa; Chordata; Amphibia; Anura; Dicroglossidae. The coding region runs from base 1 to 1575 and encodes 524 amino acids. The record is from RefSeq and is a predicted model, not a curated record.
AUGCAUUUUGCUGAAUUGUUGAUGCAAAAUCUGCCAUUUUUGCUCAUCCCUAAUCAUGACAGUCCGGGUCUCACCCCUCUCAGCCCGUGUCUCACCCCUCUCAGCCCGUGUCUCACCCCUCUCAGCCCGUGUCUCACCCCUCUCAGCCCGUGUCUCACCCCUCUCAGCCCGUGUCUCACCCCUCUCAGCCCGUGUCUCACCCCUCUCAGCCCGUGUCUCACCCCUCUCAGCCCGGGUCUCACCCCUCUCAGCCCGGGUCUCACCCCUCUCAGCCCGGGUCUCACCCCUCUCAGCCCGGGUCUCACCCCUCUCAGCCCGGGUCUCACCCCUCUCAGCCCGGGUCUCACCCCUCUCAGCCCGGGUCUCACCCCUCUCAGCCCGGGUCUCACCCCUCUCAGCCCGGGUCUCACCCCUCUCAGCCCGGGUCUCACCCCUCUCAGCCCGGGUCUCACCCCUCUCAGCCCGGGUCUCACCCCUCUCAGCCCGGGUCUCACCCCUCUCAGCCCGGGUCUCACCCCUCUCAGCCCGGGUCUCACCCCUCUCAGCCCGGGUCUCACCCCUCUCAGCCCGGGUCUCACCCCUCUCAGCCCGGGUCUCACCCCUCUCAGCCCGGGUCUCACCCCUCUCAGCCCGGGUCUCACCCCUCUCAGCCCGGGUCUCACCCCUCUCAGCCCGGGUCUCACCCCUCUCAGCCCGGGUCUCACCCCUCUCAGCCCGGGUCUCACCCCUCUCAGCCCGGGUCUCACCCCUCUCAGCCCGGGUCUCACCCCUCUCAGCCCGGGUCUCACCCCUCUCAGCCCGGGUCUCACCCCUCUCAGCCCGGGUCUCACCCCUCUCAGCCCGGGUCUCACCCCUCUCAGCCCGGGUCUCACCCCUCUCAGCCCGGGUCUCACCCCUCUCAGCCCGGGUCUCACCCCUCUCAGCCCGGGUCUCACCCCUCUCAGCCCGGGUCUCACCCCUCUCAGCCCGGGUCUCACCCCUCUCAGCCCGGGUCUCACCCCUCUCAGCCCGGAUCUCACCCCUCUCAGCCCGGGUCUCACCCCUCUCAGCCCGGGUCUCACCCCUCUCAGCCCGUGUCUCACCCCUCUCAGCCUGGGUCUCAUCCCUCUCAGCCUGGGUCUCAUCCCUCUCAGCCCGGGCCUCACCCCUCUCAGCCUGGGUCUCAUCCCUCUCAGCCUGGGUCUCAUCCCUCUCAGCCCGGGCCUCACCCCUCUCAGCCUGGGUCUCAUCCCUCUCACCCCUCUCAGCCCGGGUCUCAUCCCUAAUCAUGACACCCCAGGUCUUAUCACUAAUCAUGACAUCCCAGGCCUCACCCCUCUCAGCCUGAGUCUCAUUCCUUUCAGCCCGGGUCUCACCCCUCUCAGCCUGGGUCUCAUCCCUCUCAGCCUGGGUCUCAUCCCUCUCAGCCCGGGCCUCACCCCUCUCAGCCUGGGUCUCAUCCCUCUCACCCCUCUCAGCCCGGGUCUCAUCCCUAAUCAUGACACCCCAGGUCUUAUCACUAAUCAUGACAUCCCAGGCCUCACCCCUCUCAGCCCGGGUCUCAUUCCUUUCAGCCCGGGAAGCGCUGGAAUGUGA